GUACAUAUAUAUAAACACAUAAAGCCCCCUCAUUUUAUUCCCAUUCUUAGUUUAUCCCUCUCCCUCUCUCUCUCUAUACUUCAUUUUGAAGAAUCCAAUCAACCUUUUGCAAAAGAGAAAAAAAAGAACAAUAAGAGAGAGAAGCAAUGGUUUCUUCAUCCAUCCCACCUUAUCUCGAUCCAGCCAACUGGCAGCAAGCUAAUACUCAACCAGGAGGUAGUAAUACCAGCGAAAGCUCUCACUUUUCACUACCAACACCACCGCUUGCACCGGGACCUACCCAUGGAGCUGGGUCAGGCUCGAUUAGGCCCGGUUCAAUGGCUGACCAAGCUAGGAUGGCCAAUAUACCCAUGCCAGAGGCAGCUCUAAAGUGCCCUAGAUGUGAAUCCACCAACACAAAAUUCUGUUACUACAACAACUACAAUCUUAAUCAGCCUAGGUACUUAUGCAAAGCAUGCAAAAGGUAUUGGACUAAGGGCGGGACUCGAAGAAACGUACCGGUUGGAGGUGGUUCCCGGAGGAACAAGAGGACCAAAUCCUCUGGUAUCUCCUCCUCCAAGUCUCCGGCCAGUAGUAGCGGCCCAAGUGGUGGUGGUGGCGGCGGUGCCCCAUCAGGAUUCAUGGCUCAUCCGAGUCAACUCGGUGAGUUCAAUAUCCAUGGGGAUAUCGGGUUGCAAUACAGCGGAAUCACAUCUCCCUUGAUGGAAACAAACAAUUUCAUCCCAAACUCAUUCUUACCGGCGUGUGGGGUUGAGCCUUGGCGGUUUCAAACCUCCUCCCUUACAGGACUGAUCAGACCGAGUCCGUGGGUAAGCCCAACUAGCCCAUGGGUUAGAACAAACCAAUCGGGAGCAACACUGACCGGACUAGAAGCAUUCCCACUUCAUGGUAACGAUGAGACAAGAAUGAAGUUGUCUAUGGCAACUAAGUUGAAGGAGUGUGAUCAAGAGCUGAAUUUGUCAAGGCAAACUUUAGUGAGCCAAGGAAAUGAGAAUAAUAAUAGUCAUUUUAACACUAAUUGGGGAAGUGGGAAUGCUAGAACUAGUUCAUGGACUGAUCUUUCUGGGUUUAGUCCUUCUUCAACUACAAGUAAUCUUCUAUAAUGAAUGGGUGUUCUAGAUUUAAUGAUGAUCUAUUAAUGUGUGGAGGAAGAAGACAUGCAAUUAGAUGGUUUAGAUCAUGGAGAAACAAUAUUCAAGUUAAAUGUCAACAUGGAAUAAUACUUUGAUUUGGGACUAUGAAGUAACCCUAAACUUGGUAGGAUGCUGCUUCUCUAUAAUUCUCUUUUUUUUGAUAUAUUUUAAUUAUAGUUUGGGGGAUCUUACUUGUUUAAUCUUAAUAUGGUGUGUGGCUUCUUUGUGUUUUAUAAUAAAGUUGAAGCUUAAUUUCAAUAUAUAUUAAUUAUUUUUCCAGCCCUAA
Impatiens glandulifera is the source of this 1419-nucleotide messenger RNA. Its product is annotated as dof zinc finger protein DOF2.4-like. Gene Ontology annotation, molecular function: DNA binding; DNA-binding transcription factor activity. The record is from RefSeq and is a predicted model, not a curated record. Gene Ontology annotation, biological process: regulation of DNA-templated transcription. NCBI's taxonomy places the organism in Eukaryota, Viridiplantae, Streptophyta, Magnoliopsida, Ericales, Balsaminaceae. The transcript is spliced from 2 exons. The coding region runs from base 147 to 1103 and encodes 318 amino acids.